UUCUCUGCAGUCUGCAGUGGAUAUGGCGUCACUGAAAAGUGUAGGAGUCGAGAAACUUCACCCAUGUAAAUAACAUCGCUAAGAAAGCUGUUAACAGAGUGUAUAUAGGAGUACAGAGAUCAAAGCUUAAGUAUAUUUACCAGCCUAUUUUAAUAAUGCCCAGGAAAAAGCCAUUUAGCAACAAACAGAAGAAGAAACAGCUACAAGUCAAACGGGAGAGAAAGAGAGGUGACACAGGUUCUGGGCCGAGCAGCCGCAAUGCCAGUGUGGAGCGAGGAGGGGAGCGACAGUCAGACACCUCUGACAGUGAGACCACUGAUAUUAGAAGAAUAAAUCAACAGCCUUUCGGCAGAGAAGGUAGAUAUGACCCCAACAGGUUCCGGCUGCACUUCGAGAAAGAAAGUAAAGAAGACGUUGAAAAGAGGAAGAAGGUGGCCAGGGAAAAGGUGCUGAAGCCGGUCUCAGACAAAGAACUCGAGACAAACAUCCAUGACACCUAUCCCUCAGAGAAAGGUCUCGGUUUCCCACGACGACCGUCCUGGAAUUAUGAAAUGACACGAGAGAACCUGCUGAGGAAAGAGGAGAAGUCGUACAGAGAUUACCUUGAUGACCUGCACACCAGAAACCCGCCCGGCACCCUCAGCCACUUUGAGCACAAUCUGGAGACAUGGAGGCAGCUGUGGAGAGUGUUGGAAAUGUCAGAUGUCAUCCUUCUUAUCGUGGACAUACGGCACCCGGUGCUACAGUUCCCUCCAGCCCUCUACCACUACAUCACAGGAGAUCUCCAGAAGCAGGUGGUCCUAGUGUUGAACAAAGCCGACCUGUGUCCUCCCCCACUGGUGAUCGCCUGGAAACACUACAUGACUUCUCAGUUCCCCCACCUGCAUAUAGUCUGCUUUACCUCCCACCCUGGGCAGCCCUACAGCACAGUGCUCCAAAAGAAGAGGAUGAGGAGGAAGGCUGACUGGAAUCACGCUGGAGGUCCAUUAGAUAUCCUGAAGGCCUGUCAGGACAUUGCAGCAGGGAGAGUUGAUCUAUCCAGCUGGGAGCAGAAGAUUAAGAGAGAUGCUGUUGCUGAACGCCUAUAUGGAGAGCGGCCAGAUGAAGGAGCUGAGUCGGUGCUGGUAGAGCAUCAAACUGACAGUGCUAUGGACAUGAGCAGCCCAUCCCAGGAGCUCUACAAAGAUGGAGUCCUCACUCUGGGCUGCAUAGGCUUUCCAAAUGUGGGCAAGUCAUCUGUGAUAAAUAGCCUGGUCGGGAAGAAGGUGGUCAGCGUGUCCCGAACCCCAGGCCACACCAAAUACUUCCAGACCUACUACCUCACUCCGACAGUGAAACUCUGUGACUGCCCCGGACUGGUUUUCCCCUCCCGCGUCGAUAAACAGUUGCAGAUUCUGGCAGGCAUCUACCCAGUGUCUCAGCUGCAGGAGCCCUACAGCUCAGUUGGUUAUCUGUGUGAAAGAACCCCCUUCCUUUCAGUGCUGAAGCUCAAACACCCCAGUUUACUGGAGAACAAACCUCACCUAGGAAACGAGGGUUCGGCAGAGCUCAACUGGACUGCAUGGGAUGUUUGUGAAGCAUGGGCAGAGAGGCGAGGCUACAAGACAGCAAAAGCAGCCCGUCACGAUGUGUAUCGUGCAGCUAACAGCCUCCUGCGGUUGGCCAUUGAUGGCAGAUUAUGUCUCUGCUUAAGACCACCUGGCUAUAGCUGCCUAAGAGAGCAUUGGGAGAAUCACCCAGACUUGCCGGAUAUAAUGGCUCUCCAAGGAAGAAUGACAGAGGAGGAAGGAGCCGGAGAGAGGGACGAUGACGAUGAUGGGGAGUCCAGCACAGAGCCAGAGGAAGAGAGAGACCGGGACGCAGAUGAUGAUGAGGACGGUGAUGAUGAAGAUGAGGGGUUUGGACACCCAGGAGGGAAGGACGAUAAGCCCUCUGGCUUCACUGUCAACAUGUAUAACGUCCUCCGGGAAAACGAGUGCGAGUGAUCACGGAUGUUGAAGACAAAAAUUGUUCCUCUUACCAGAGCUGUCCCCGUUUACCCCAGUACAUUCUUCAUUCCUUUUUUCCCCGAAUCUGCAUUCCUUCUCAUUUUUCCUGCAUCUCUGCUACUCAUAGCAAUAUCUUCUCAGUAUCCUGACAUGAUCUAAUUAAUUCAACUUGUUCCCUUUUCCUUAUAAUAUACAGAGCAUAUUUAUGUACUCCAUGCUGUGCCUCUGCUCUGCUUGUUCAUCCAUGUAGCUUAUUCUUUAGUCUUGCUCCUAGGAAUGGAUUUGGUUUGAUUUAUUUAAUCUUUCUUUUUUUUUGCAUGUACAGUAGUUCUCAAAAAAUGAACAAAAUAAUUUCCUUUAAACUGGAAUAAUCAUCAGACUGCUUUUUUUCGAUCUCUCUAUCAAAAAGUGACUUAAUAGCUGAGAUGCCAAAGUUCAGGGAGCGACGACAAAGCAAAUCAGAAGCGCUGAUCAUUAUGAUGUCAUUGACUGGAGCCGCCCGCCACUGGGCUCUCAGAGCAGCUUGAGAUUCAAGAACACGACUCUAACUCAUCUACGUGGACCAGAGUUAUUACAACUGUGGUCAAAGGGUGUGGGGUGGGAGAUGGGAGAUACCAAACCAUAAAAAUGGAAAUCAUAAAACCAACGUUUUCACUCACAGUUCUGCUGUUCACGGUUUUAUAGCUCUGUCAGGGGUUCAACUGUUUGAACUUUGUUUUGAUUUGAUGAAACUAUGUGUGAGGUAAAUAUUAGGUUGUUGUGGUUUUUCCAUAGUCGGCAGGAAAUGUAAUCUAAAUACUUAAGAUUGGUUUGGUAGUGAGGUAGCAGGAGUCUGUAUUGCUGGAUGAGGCUGUUUCAGGAAAUUUAACUUGUAGUGUUUUAACUACUCCAAAAAUAGUCCUUCAAUCUAAACAGAGAUCUACAGUAAUAAGUGCAGGAUGUUUGCUAUGCUCAUUCAGCAAGUUUUAAUGCUCAAGAAUAGUGAAGCAGGUUUGAUUCAAACUGUUUGGAAAUGAGCCCCACACUUUGGGAGACUAGCUUUUUGAUUACUUAUCGAGGAAUUGGAUGAGAAGGUUGAUGCCACUCUGUAUCUGGGGAAGGGAGAAGGUUAGCUUUGCUCAUCACAGAGACUGGAAACAUAAGAAACAACAACACGAUCUACCAACACAACAAUAGGUCACUCAGCUGUUCACCUGAUUUGGUAGUUUUACAACAAACAAAGCAUAAAGAACUGGAUUCAGUAUUUUCUAUCUGUGAUUUAUAUUCAGAUAUAUUUUUUCAACACUUCUCUCAAACACUCUCUCCUUUUCGUAAUAUUGAGAAUCCAGAAAGUCAACACCUGGACCAAGAAAUAGUCUGGUGCAUCACCCUGUGGGGAAACCAAUAUAUGCCAUGUAAUACUGUUUUAUUUUCGAUGGGUGUUGUCAUUUUUCCAGUCUUUGUCUUCAGUUAAACUAACCAGCUGCUCAUUUCAGUUUCAUAUUAACUGUAAAGACAUACAAUAAGAGUGGAGUGGAGUCAAUCUGCUCAUCUAACUCUAUCUGAAGUAGAUAAAAGUGUUGAACUAUUCUUUGAGCCACACAGAAAGAGAGACUGACCAUCUUAACUUCCACAUGUCCCAUCAUUAUGGGCAACAUUACACUCCAUCUUUGCUCUACUGUUAGGUUCAUGGACUACAAAUGACGUCAUAGUACUGUCAGAUAUCAGUAGUCAAAACUUCUAGUCAAAUAUGAAGAUCUGACUUUUUGUUUUUCUUCUCUUUCUCUCUACCUCUCUCUUCCUUGUUUUCUCUCUCCGGCCCGCUUCAAUCCCGAGUGCUGUAUUUCUGCGUGCUGUUGUCGUACCUAGUUCAUCUAUUCUCAGAGGGAACACUACAACACAGUGCUCCGUUACUGUGCAAUACAUCACGCUGCAGCCACAUGCUGUCAUUUCUACCCAUGGUACAGUUUAAAGCACUUACUCGACAAUACCAUGCUGUUAGGAACACAACAGACUUUUAGUUGUGUUGACAUGGACUUAAGGAAAGGUGUCUGGAGAGUGUAGUGUGAAGGCUUGAGGUGCAUUCAGGCUAUUUGCUGCAUUCCUCAUUUCAUUCCUUGUAUGCCUAAUGAUGACUGGAUGGCUUUCUGCAAUAAAGGAAAAUAAUCCUCUCA
This is a messenger RNA of Notolabrus celidotus (New Zealand spotty), 4141 nucleotides long. It is a transcript of the gene gnl1, whose product is annotated as guanine nucleotide binding protein-like 1. The record is from RefSeq and is a predicted model, not a curated record. Gene Ontology annotation, molecular function: GTP binding; GTPase activity. NCBI's taxonomy places the organism in Eukaryota, Metazoa, Chordata, Actinopteri, Labriformes, Labridae. Bases 156 to 1985 code for a protein of 609 amino acids. The transcript is spliced from 12 exons.